AUGUCUAUCUAUUAUUCUUCUCACGAUUUGAGAACAUCAAGUCAGAAGUAUACAGCACCUGAAGAUCUCCUGCUGUGGCAUAUUGCAAUCAUCCGCAAAGCGACCCUUCGCAUAGACUGGAUGCAGAUCUUCCAACCUGAGUGCCAACAGCGUAGAGCUGUGGGCAGUCUCCGUUCAUACAUUAAGGACUUGGAUCCCGCUAUUCGCACCAAUGAUCCUUUCGGGGUGAGCUUUAUAGAAAGGCGCAGUGCCGACAAGCACCAAGCUGAGAGUCAACAAUGUGGAGCUGCUGCGGACGAGAUUCGUUCGGGGCUUAAAUAUUUAGAACCUCCUAUCCGCGCCGAUGAUUCCUUUGAGAGGGUCAAGCCCCGAAUCGAAAAAUCUGAAGAAUACUUGGCAGUUGGUACUGAUGUACUUCGACGCUCGGCAUUUGACAAGGUCAUCCGACGCUUGAAAGAGAAAGACGAAGAUGCCGAGAAAGACAGGAACAAGCGUCGUGAAAGGAUCUCAGUGGAUCGGGGCUUGCACCAUGCGUUGUCGUCCAAGCUAGGCUCGCCCUUCCAUGGCAAUAUGCAGACUCCUCAAACCUCUCCCCCUCACAUCGACUACUAUUUCAAUCAUCUACCGGGUGGUAAUAACUUGAUAGAAGUGCCUGCUACCUACGGACAAAGCGCUCUCAACGUGAGUCCUCCUCCGGUGUCUCAUGGCUAUCCGACCACCUUCACCAUUACCAGUACCAUUAUUGCAGAUCAAAACCUCGGAGGCCUCGUCUCGCCUUACGGCACACGUCAAACUGCAUCGCCAGGAGGGCAGCGACCACGUACCGCGGGAGCACCUACUCAACCAGGAGCACAUCAUAACAAUUAUCUCGCGCCCCUCUCUGAGCUGCAAUGCUGGUAUGAUAUCUUUGAACUCCUUCCGGGGCAAAGGCAAAAUGUACAGGAAAUUUUGAAGCGCCGGUACAUCCAGAUACGCAAUGCAGCCUCCGAGGCAGCUGGCGAAACUACAGGCGAUCUGUUUGCACUAAUCUCCGAUUGGUACGAGCGGUACGCGCGGGCACGUACUUGA
Molecule: messenger RNA, 1068 nt
Organism: Glarea lozoyensis ATCC 20868
Lineage: Eukaryota; Fungi; Ascomycota; Leotiomycetes; Helotiales; Helotiaceae
Product: FF
Exons: 5
Coding region: 1-1068 (355 amino acids)
Source: RefSeq, a predicted model, not a curated record